AUGGAGGGAAGGGGUUUGACUCUGCGGAGUAAAUUCCCUACCAGGCCUCAGAUCAGCGCUCCCAAACCCAUCUCCGACUCUCGCUCCGCCGCAGGCGGCGGUAGACCUGCUCCCGCGGGUAUUGCGACAGUCGGCUCUUCCCCACGAAAAACACAAUCAAGCGGUGCCACAUCUGAUCUCCCUACCCCCUGGCGCUGCGCCUUUGAUAGAGCCGCACAACAGCAAUGGUCUGCAACGGGCAAGGAGCCUCUUCCCGGCCCAGGUGAACCCCUCCGUGUCGACCUGAAUACUUUGAGGGAUCCCACUCUGCCAGUGGAAAAAUAUGUCACCACUCUUUUGGCAAAUGCAUCCGAACAGGAAAUAUGGGAGUAUCAGAACCAGCUGUUGAAACUCAAGAACAGAACGUCUACUGAUCUACAACAAAAUGUCUAUCGGAAUCGGACCCAAUUUAUAAAAAUCAGUAAGGAGGCCGAGAAACUGAAGGGGGAGAUGAACACGCUUCGGGACCUCAUGUCCGAACUUACUGCCGCUCUGGGCCAGGCAAACGCUACAAAUGGCACAAAUUCUAUUUCCCCAGGAUUCGAUGAGGCCUCUCCCGCGAAAAGACAUACAAAUCGAAGCUCCGUUGCCAACCUCGAAAACAUGUGGAACGUACAGCUUCAAACCCUAUGGAAAACUGUGGAGAGAUCCCAAAAAUUCCUGCCCGCCAUACCCGGCCGCCAUAUUGUACUCGAAACAGGCCAGUGGGUUGAACUGGACUCGGCAACAUGGAAACCAAAACGGCCUGUCCAUCUUGUCCUCCUCAACGAUCAUCUCCUUGUGGCCGCCAAAAAAAGGAAACGAGUUGAUCCGAAUACCCAUAAUAUGAAAGGUCCUGUUCCAACAAAACUAGUUGCGGAGGAAUGCUGGCCAUUACAAGACAUCGACAUGAUUGACCUUGCGUCCAACCUAGGCCCGAACGGCGUGGGCCCAGAUGUGGAAGGCAGUGGAAUUCCGAACGCUAUCAAUAUCCGGUAUGGCCAAAAGUCGUUCACCUAUCGCAGCGAUCAUCGGAUUGGCGCACCUAAAAACGACCUUCUGAUGACUUUCCGCAAAACACUCGAGGAUCUGCGGAAGAUCAUGCGCACAGAAACCGAAUUCAACGCCAAGGCUCCAGACACCUCGAGUAGUAACCUAUCUCUAUCCAGAAGUUCCCAAAUCUUUGACAGGAACGUAUUCCGCGAUAAGCUCGAUAUCCUCAUCGACGUCGACGGGAAACAGCAAAAUAUGAGAUGGGUCGAGGGCCAAUUGGACGAACUCGAUAUUGAUACCGCGCUCCAACGUUUCGACGACGCAGUGUCACGGGUGGAACAACUGCGAAAGCUCGCAAAGAGCUUAAAGGGAAACCUGACAGCGCAGGAUAUCAUCCUCUCCAGGAUUGACGAACGAGCCACCAAGCUGGCGGAGACUAUACUGCGAGCUUUGGUGGACACCAAUUCGUUCCUCACAGCGACCAAAACAAAGGUUAGCUGGCUUUCCCGUCUAGGUUUUGACGAUAGAGCACGAGAAGUUUUUUUACACACUAGGACAGAAGUAAUCACGAAGCAUGCCCGCCAAUGUGUCUUCGAAGGUGACCUGCGCCUGUACAUUUUCCAGGUAUCUUACAUCUACUUCACGCUAAUCAAAAACACCAUUGCCAUCUACCAGCAGUGCUUUCCUGCGCCCAUGACGAGCGCUUGUAUAAAAUGGGCCAAGCAGCACCUUGACGGUUUCAACGCCAUUCUUUCCCGACAGCUGAGCAGCGUUGAACCCGAAAGCUCCGUUUGGCAAGGGUGCAUGGAGACUGUGCAUGAUCAUGUCAUUUUGUUAUUGGAGGUUGGAGUUGAUUUCAAGGAUUUGGUGGGCAAAGGGUUGCCUAAGAGAACGGGUCCGGGUAUAUCGUCUUAA
This is a messenger RNA of Paracoccidioides brasiliensis Pb18, 1926 nucleotides long. RefSeq names its product exocyst subunit EXO84. The transcript has 4 exons. The record is from RefSeq and is a predicted model, not a curated record. The coding region runs from base 1 to 1926 and encodes 641 amino acids. Gene Ontology annotation, cellular component: exocyst. Gene Ontology annotation, biological process: Golgi to plasma membrane transport; intracellular protein localization; exocytosis.